AUGGCCGCAAUCGCUGGAAUCAAACCCAAAGUCAUCCUUGAAGAUGGACAGGAAUGCAAGAUGAGCUCCCAAACAACGUGCGUCGACAGUCUCAAGAUAUCAUCUGGCUCAUCAAGAGAACUGGAAAUCACUACAGCUGCUCGUGCUAUGCCUGGAUAUAUCAAAAGAAUACUCCAGUCGACGGUCGUAGCUGCAAGCAUCUCAAAGAGCUCUUGGGAUAUCAGGCAAGCCUACGAGGAUGCACGCAUCUUACAGGCCCAAAAUCAGUCUGGAAACAGUGAUGCUUCGACAAGCUCGACGAAUCCAUCGCGCAAACGCGCUCGCUCGCUCACCGUCUCCGACAGCGAGGACGACAGCGCAGCCGACGCUACGCCAAAGAAGCGUGCCAAAAACGCUAGCGGACAGAAUUCCAAUAAGCCACCUUCGUCAUCCGGCCCGAGCAAUAUCACCGUCGAGGUCAUGCUCGCGCAAACGUGGAAGGAGGACAAGGGCUGCGAUCCCACAGGGUAUUGGAUCUCAGAGAAGUUAGAUGGUGUGCGAGCGUUCUAUAAUGGCCAGGCAUUCUACAGCCGUCUCGGCAACAAGUUCUUUGCGCCAGAUGACUUCUUCUCGCAGUGGAGGGCCAAAUUGCCAAAGAAUGCGACAUUGGACGGUGAACUUUUUACCGGGAGAAAUAAAUUCCAAGAUACAGUCUCGAUUGUUCGCUCAGGCUCUUCGCCUCGAUGGCCUGAAGUGAAAUACUAUGUAUUCGACGCUCCAUUCAUGGGCAACCGGCCAUUUGAAGAGCGCAUCGCAUUCCUCAAAAAGAUCUUUGGCGAACAUGACAAUCCUACGUACCCCAAUGUUGUCGUCGUCGAGCACAUCAAAUGCACCGGCAAAUCGCACGUGUUAGAGAAACUAGACGAGUUACAGAAAAAGGGUGCAGAAGGUCUCAUGUUACGUGAACCACAAUCCCGCUAUGAACACCGCCGCUCUUCAGCCCUUCUCAAAGUCAAGACGUUUUACGACGCUGAAGCAAAAGUGAUUGCUCAUCACAAGGGUACCGGCAAAAACGCGCUCGUGAUGGGCGCAAUCGAAGUCGAAAUGGCAAGUGGCAAACGGUUCAAGAUUGGAACCGGAUUUUCGGACGCUCAACGUAGGAAGCCACCAAAGAUUGGCAGCAUUGUCGUAUACAAGUUUCAAGAGCUCUCCAAGAGUGGUACUCCGCGGUUCCCGGUUUAUGUCGGCGAUGCAAUUGAUAAAACGGAGCCCAAGGAUGCAGAAAUUCGCUCUAUUGACGAUGCGGACGAUUAA
This is a messenger RNA of Serendipita indica DSM 11827, 1293 nucleotides long. The record is from the annotation of a GenBank genome assembly. Lineage: Eukaryota; Fungi; Basidiomycota; Agaricomycetes; Sebacinales; Serendipitaceae.